Messenger RNA from Vombatus ursinus (common wombat), 2709 nucleotides. RefSeq names its product glutamate ionotropic receptor kainate type subunit 3 (gene GRIK3). Gene Ontology annotation, molecular function: transmitter-gated monoatomic ion channel activity involved in regulation of postsynaptic membrane potential; kainate selective glutamate receptor activity. Gene Ontology annotation, cellular component: plasma membrane; postsynaptic membrane; kainate selective glutamate receptor complex. NCBI's taxonomy places the organism in Eukaryota, Metazoa, Chordata, Mammalia, Diprotodontia, Vombatidae. Gene Ontology annotation, biological process: synaptic transmission, glutamatergic; modulation of chemical synaptic transmission; monoatomic ion transport. The coding region runs from base 1 to 2709 and encodes 902 amino acids. The transcript is spliced from 16 exons. The record is from RefSeq and is a predicted model, not a curated record.
AUGACCCGUCCCUGGCGGCGUCUCCAGAGUCUGGUUUGGGAAUACUGGGCCGGGCUCCUGGUUUGCGUGCUCUGGAUUCAGGACUCCCGGGGAAUGCCCCAUGUCAUCCGGAUAGGGGGAAUCUUUGAGUAUGCAGAUGGACCCAAUGCCCAGGUCAUGAAUGCAGAGGAACAAGCCUUCCGAUUUUCUGCCAAUAUCAUCAACAGGAACAGGACUUUACUGCCCAAUACCACCUUGACCUAUGAUAUUCAGAGGAUACAUUUCCAUGACAGCUUUGAAGCCACUAAGAAAGCCUGUGACCAGCUGGCCUUGGGGGUCGUAGCCAUUUUUGGACCUUCUCAGGGUUCCUGCACCAAUGCAGUCCAGUCCAUCUGCAACGCCCUGGAAGUGCCCCACAUCCAGCUACGUUGGAAACACCAUCCCUUGGAUAACAAAGACACCUUCUAUGUGAAUCUCUACCCUGACUAUGCAUCCCUCAGCCAUGCCAUUCUUGACCUUGUCCAGUAUCUUAAAUGGCGGUCAGCAACUGUGGUAUAUGAUGACAGCACAGGCCUCAUCCGACUGCAGGAACUUAUCAUGGCCCCAUCACGCUACAAUAUCCGCCUGAAGAUCCGCCAGCUCCCCAUUGAUUCUGAUGACUCCCGGCCCCUGCUCAAGGAGAUGAAAAGAGGCAGAGAAUUCCGCAUCAUCUUUGACUGCAGUCACACCAUGGCUGCCCAGAUCCUCAAGCAGGCCAUGGCGAUGGGGAUGAUGACUGAGUACUACCACUUUAUCUUCACAACUCUGGACCUUUAUGCAUUAGACUUAGAACCCUACCGCUACUCCGGAGUGAAUCUAACAGGGUUCCGGAUCCUCAAUGUGGAGAACCCUCAUGUCUCAGCCAUUGUGGAGAAGUGGUCCAUGGAGAGGCUGCAGGCGGCACCCCGGGCUGAGUCUGGCCUGCUGGAUGGGGUGAUGAUGACAGACGCGGCCUUGCUUUAUGAUGCUGUCCAUAUCGUCUCUGUGUGCUACCAGCGGGCUCCGCAGAUGACUGUCAAUUCACUGCAGUGUCACCGCCAUAAAGCCUGGCGCUUUGGAGGUCGCUUCAUGAAUUUCAUCAAAGAAGCUCAAUGGGAAGGAUUAACUGGACGGAUUGUUUUCAACAAAACCAGUGGCUUACGGACUGAUUUUGACUUGGAUAUCGUCAGCCUAAAGGAAGAUGGCCUGGAGAAGGUGGGUGUGUGGUGUCCUGCUGAUGGCCUCAACAUCACAGAGAUUGCCAAAGGCCGGGGUCCCAACGUCACUGACUCCUUGACCAACAGAUCCCUCAUUGUCACCACUGUGCUGGAGGAGCCCUUCGUCAUGUUCAGGAAGUCAGACAUGACCCUCUUUGGGAAUGACCGGUUUGAGGGCUACUGCAUUGACCUGCUGAAGGAACUGGCCCACAUCCUGGGCUUCACCUAUGAGAUCCGACUGGUGGAAGAUGGGAAGUAUGGGGCACAGGAUGAGAAGGGCCAGUGGAAUGGCAUGAUUAAGGAGCUCAUUGACCAUAAGGCAGACUUGGCUGUAGCCCCUCUGACCAUCACUCACAUCCGGGAAAAAGCCAUUGACUUCUCCAAGCCCUCUCACCACUCCUCCCUGUGUUUCUCUGAGCCCCCUUCCCCGGACCAUCUCCCACCCUCUAUUCUCAGUCUCACAGCUCCCCUCUCCCUUCUCCUCCACAGGUUCAGCCCUUAUGAAUGGUACGAUGCACACCCAUGUAACCCUGGCUCAGACAUCGUGGAGAACAACUUCACUUUACUCAACAGCUUCUGGUUUGGGAUGGGCUCCCUGAUGCAACAAGGCUCUGAACUAAUGCCCAAAGCCCUGUCCACGAGGAUCAUUGGUGGCAUCUGGUGGUUCUUCACGCUGAUCAUCAUUUCUUCAUACACGGCCAACCUGGCGGCCUUCCUGACAGUAGAGAGGAUGGAAUCUCCCAUUGACUCAGCGGACGACUUAGCCAAGCAGACCAAGAUUGAGUAUGGGGCAGUCAAGGAUGGGGCCACCAUGACCUUCUUCAAGAAAUCCAAGAUUUCCACAUUUGAGAAGAUGUGGGCAUUCAUGAGCAGCAAACCCUCAGCCCUGGUAAAGAACAAUGAGGAGGGGAUCCAGAGAGCCCUUACAGCUGACUACGCCCUGCUCAUGGAAUCCACAGCCAUUGAGUACAUCACUCAGAGGAACUGCAACCUCACCCAAAUUGGAGGCCUCAUCGACUCCAAAGGCUAUGGGAUUGGCACACCUAUGGGUUCCCCCUACAGAGACAAGAUCACCAUUGCCAUCCUUCAGCUCCAGGAAGAGGACAAGCUGCACAUCAUGAAGGAGAAGUGGUGGCGGGGCAACGGCUGCCCAGAGGAGGAAAGCAAGGAGGCUAGUGCCCUGGGCAUCCAGAAGAUUGGGGGCAUCUUCAUUGUGCUUGCUGCAGGGCUGGUGCUCUCUGUGCUGGUGGCUGUGGGCGAGUUCAUCUACAAACUCCGAAAAACGGCCGAGCGGGAACAGCGUUCAUUCUGCAGCACUGUGGCUGACGAAAUCAGAUUCUCCCUCACCUGCCAGCGACGGGUCAAACACAAGCCUCAGCCACCAGUCAUGGUCAAAGCCGACGCUGUCAUCAACAUGCACACAUUCAAUGACCGUAGACUCCCAGGCAAGGACAGUAUGACCUGCAAUACUGCUCUGGCACCCGUGUUCCCCUAG